Molecule: messenger RNA, 5865 nt
Organism: Syngnathus typhle (broad-nosed pipefish)
Lineage: Eukaryota; Metazoa; Chordata; Actinopteri; Syngnathiformes; Syngnathidae
Gene: gfra3
Product: GDNF family receptor alpha 3
Exons: 8
Coding region: 106-1797 (563 amino acids)
Biological process (GO): nervous system development
Cellular component (GO): signaling receptor complex; external side of plasma membrane
Molecular function (GO): signaling receptor activity
Source: RefSeq, a predicted model, not a curated record
UAUUCCUCCUUUUCCAGGGGCCAAUCACGUGACCCCUAUAACAACAAGAGACGCGAGCUUCGCGUAGCCCCACUUCACCGAAAGGACAACUCUGGAGCCACACAUAUGAGCGCUUGUGAGUGGAGCAGAGGGACCGCUCUCAGACAUUUCAAUCAAUUAAAGUGUGGACAUAAGGGACGGAGAUGGAGCAGCAAAGACCGCGAGAACUUGCGCGCCGCCACUAGUAGCGCGCACGGUCUCUACUCGCUCGGUUGCGUCCCCGGUGUUGCUGCUGUUGGCCAACUUUUGUGUUUCUCUUCUGGCCGCUCGAUCGGGAAGAGUGCGCGUGCAAAGCGCAUCCUCAUCGUCAUCUUCCUCAUAGGACGGCAGCCUUGCAUGUGGAAGCACAGUGAGCAGCAGCCAGUUGACGGUCCCAUUCUUAAAAAGUGCCCGAUGUCCGCGCACAGGAUGAUGUUCAUCGGACUCCUGCUUCAGGUCUUCUCCCACGGUAGCACGCCGGUGUCGGCGUCCUUAGACUGUCUGCUGGCCGAGCAGGGCUGCAUCCAGGAGCAGUCCUGCAAUGUUCUCUACCGCGUUUUGGAAUACUGCUCGGCUGAGGAGGCGGUGUCGCCGCUCGGCCCGGACGCCCGCACCGAAUGCCUGGAGGCUCAAAACUCCUUGCAGCGCUAUCGCCCCCUUCAAGUGUGCAAAUGUCAGCGUGGAUCUCGAAGGGAGGAACACUGCCUCAGGAUCUACUGGACUGUGAGGUUUGGAGCAUACGAUGAGUAUGAAGUGUCCCCUUAUGAAGAACUGGAGUUCAGCCUGGUGAGAAACAUUGAAAUGUCACACAUGGCCUCCAUCAUGGCAGUUUCCUCUGUGCCUGUAGAUGGUCACAAUCAGUGUCUCAAGGCAGCCCAGGAUUGCGGCCUGUUUGAGAAAUGCGGCUCACUGCGCUCCGAGUACGUAGUGGCGUGCACCAAGCGAGCGGCGGCCUCUGACAACAGUUGCAACCGUCAGAAAUGUCACCGAGCCCUACGGCGCUUCCUGGAGCGCGUCCCGGAGGAGUACAGCUUCGCCCUGCUCUUCUGCCCUUGCUCCGAUACCCUGUGCGGGGAACGCCGCAGGAAAACCAUCGUUCCAUCUUGUUCCUACGAGGAGAGCACCAAGGGGGAAGAUCGAGGGGGGAAGCCCAAUUGCCUCAGUCUGCAGAACUACUGCUCCAGGGACGAGUUGUGUAGAUCCCGCUUUGCUGAUUUCCAACACAACUGUCAGCCAGCUCCUCUGUCUGCUUCUGGCUGCAUGCGAGAAAGCAGAGCUAUGUGCCUCAAGGCCUACGCCGGACUCAUAGGCACCAUUAUGACUCCCAACUAUGUGAGCAACAGCAGUACAGAAGUGUCCCAGUGGUGUACGUGUGACGGCAGCGGCAACGAAUGGCAGGGCUGUCAGCGCAUUCUGCACAUGUUCAAAAACAACAUUUGUCUGCGUGCUGCUAUCAGCUCCAUGGGAAUUUCCGUGGCACCCCCCACUGAGACCAGUCCUGUUCCAGCUCCCGAGCCCUCCCCAAGAGUCCGCGACGAGAAGGUUCACGCCGGCAACUCUCUGCCGGAAUUUACCACCAUUGAGACCAGUGAGGAAGUGGUGCAAGAGGAGGUUAAGAGUGAGGAAUUUAACAUCAUCCCGCCAUAUUCUGAGAAAGACUCCAACACUGAGUCAAGGGCCACAGAGAGGCAGCGAGGAGCUGCCAAUUCAGUGGUGCCCGUCCUUCCACUCUUGUUGCUGUCUCUACUCAUCCUGGACUGGGACUGUGGGACCAUCUAAAAAGUGCAUCUUCUUCUCAUUUCUCUGUCAUUUCCAAAUUCAAAACCCAUGCCAAUGCCCCGAGAGAAGUUGCCAGAAUGAACUGCAAAAGCUUUCAUAGAAAAAGAGAAAACUCUUGUUCCUUUUAAGAGUUAAAAGAUAUCAGUAGUGCAGCAGGAUCUGUGUCUUAGCUCCAGAGCAGAUAGUGCAUGGCUGAACUAAGAAGUGCUGCUUGGGCAAACAGUCCAUCCAGAGCCUGCUUCGCACUCAAAAGUACAUCCCCUCUUUUAACAAGAAGCACAUUGCCAAAGGCCACACUCAAUGUACGUGCUCUCCAAGACAAAAUCGCAGAAGCAGCCUGCUCUACCGCAUCCAGGGCAGCCGCAUUUCUUAUCCACUUCCCCUGUCGGCUCUUCCUCUUCACACGAUGCUCUCAUUAAGUUCGAUCACUUUAUCAGUCAAUCGGAACUCUGCUUAAAAACCUAAACUUGGCACUGACUUGACUGAAAACAAAUCACCGGUAACUCAACCGGUACUAAAAAGUAACCUCGCUUUUGCACUGCCAUUUGAUUAAAUGUAAAUAUUGCGGUGUUGUUGUUUUUUCAUCAUAUGCUGCAGCGCUGAUUUGGCUUUUUUCAACAUUCACAUUUUUGAACACAUUCAUUCCAGCAGGCUGCUUUCCAUUUCUCCUUAGAGAAUAUUACAAAUAUUCUGUCCUAGGCGUCAUUUUCACCAUCUUAAAAGAUUGAAAUUCUGCAUACACACAUGCUUUAGUAAAAUUAUCUUUAGUAAAAUUAUAUAUUAUCACGUGAAACAAAAAUAGCUGCUUUUCCGGACGAAAAAGUGCAGCGUUUAUUAAGACGCACUGGGUUAUAAGGUGCGUUACUGCACAUUGAGUGAAGCAAACCAGUCGAACAAAUGAGUCAAACUUUAUAUUCAACAUCCAUUCAUAAGGCGCACCUGAUUAUAAAACGAGUUAUUGAGGAUUUCGAAGUACACCUUAUCGUCCGAAAAAUACGGUGCUCUACACAACACUGUGGAAGUGCAACAUCUUCUGUAUGCGUGAGCAAGUGUGGCUUAUUUUGAAAGGCGAGGUAUACCUUAGGCCAGGGGUGUCAAACUCAUUUUUGUCGCGGGCCGCAUUGUAGUCACAGUUUCCCUCAAAGGGAGAUUAUGACCGUCAACGCCUUAUAUUAUUUACAGUAUAAGCUACACAGCAAACUUAUAAAUAACUAGUUUUGAAAUCAGAGACUAGUCAAAACUGUUCAAAUUGUAUAAAAAGAUGAAUGGUAAUAAAAAUUGCUAGCAAUAUUUCAAUUUUUAAAAAGUGAAGACAAUUUAUAAUUUUAGUAAUGACACAAAGUCCAUGCAAAAUUUGUCUUCGCGGGCCACAAAAAAUGAAAUGGCGGGCCGUAUCUGCCCUCCCCGGGCCUGAGUUUGACACCUAUGCCCUAGGCUGAUCACCGGCGAAUCGCAGGGCACAUAAGGAUAAAAAAAAAGAAUCACAUUACCAUGCCACAUUCCACACUGUUUUAGUUCUAAGGGUCCACUAUAUAGUUAGUCUUUGGUUUCGUACCAUUGACAGUUGACUUUUGCGUCUUUACAACAUCAUGUACCUUUUAUUGCGCUAGAAAAGUUACCCCGGAGUCCGAUAAUUAGCCCUACGGGGUACAUUAGAGUAGAUGAAGGGUCAUAAAUGGACUCUUAUUCCUCGGUGAGCUGUGUUGAAAACAACAAUGCAUUAAGCGCGGCCCGUAAGCGGAGGAAAAAGAAAUGGAGGUGACAAAAGCGAGGAGAGCCCAGUCAAGUCGGAACCAUGCGCAAGAGAUAUUGCGUCUGUCCAACCUUUGGCUACUCUCGCAGCGAGCCCCUCCAGUCACUUAAAAUUAUUCCGAGCAGGAUGAGUAAUGAGAGGAGGCAACGGCAAUGAGAUAAACGUCCACGUAACGGCAGAAAUGAGGAGGGGAAGAAAACGAUUUAAAGCAAUUAUGGGACAAUUCAAGAACAGUCAAAAUGGAAGGGGAAUGUGGAGGACGGCUUAGAGCAAGGCGGGCAAUUUACAGCUGUCAUAGCCUCUCACCUUUUUUUUUUUAUCCUGAGGAGAUGUGUUUUUAGUGGCACUUUGCUGUCAUGUCAGGCAGAUGUUUGAGAUGAAGAUAUGGAGAUGGGCACGGACACCGGAGGCCGAAAAAGGCUGCUGGCUGCUCCGCUCAUUGAGCAGCACAUUGAGCCAUUCUCUCUGCCUGGAAUAACUUUUGCUGAUAUUAAUGAUUUUUUUCCUAUGGCUCAUUUUCUUGGGAAAUUACACUGUUGCAGGGUUAUAGGUAAGGACAAGCAUAUGGGAUUUUUUUCUUUUUAAAUCAUUAUUUUGAGUAAAGUUAACAAUGAGUUUUCACAAAUAAGAGCUAUAAUUGGCUUUGGAAGGAAGGCAUGCGCACACUAUUACCAAGCAUUAAGUGUUAUUAUUACCAUCCUAAUGACGGGUUUUGCAGAGCACUUAAACAGGCUGGACCUUUUCCAAAGAUGUAUCAUAAAAAUAGGUACAUAAAAAAAAAAAAAAGAGUUUGCUUGUUGUAAACGUCAGCGGAGCAGCACUGCUAUACAUUCUCAUUUAAUGUAAAUAUGAUUGUAUGUAAUCACUUGAGGAGGCAGCAUGGUCCAACACUUAUUUCCCUUGUUUCCUCUGGGAGAGUUAAUGAUGGGUUACAGAAGCCAUUCUUCAGUUUGACCAUCGAGGGUAAAAGCUAACAGGCAAAAAAUAUAUAAUAUAUUAUAUAUAUAUAUAUAUAUAUAUAUAUUAUAUUAUAUAAUAGUGGCAUUGAAAAUUAGACUAAAAUAUAUAACCUGCCCAGACACUCUAAGAAUUAAAAGAUAUGCUUAAAAAAACAUUUAUUGUUUAAGUGUCGCAAUUCAGCUGCUAAUUUGCCGUUCCGUGGCGCUGGCCUUAAUGACUGAACAUGCGUGUUUAUGUCCUCACAUUUCACCGUGUGUAUUUGUAAACUAUGUAAAAAAAGAAAAAAAUCAUUUUACCCUAAAGUAGCUUGCAUUUUUUGAUGUAAUCAUGAUUUUAAUCGCAUAGUCAUAGCCACAAAUCCUUUUAAAUUGUAUUGUCGAGAUCCGCCUGCAAAAUGAUGUUCAGAAAUAUGUGUUCAAAAACAACAUAUCGAUUAUGCCCCCCCCCCCAAAAAAAUGACUAUGAUAUGUAAAAGAAAACAAAACAAGUGUAUUAUUUUGUGACAUAAAAGAACUGUGUGCCACUUUAUUAAAAGACGAAUAAAAGCCACAUUGGCAGCUUCUGUAUCCAAUAGAACAGUAUUGGAUGGAAAUGAAAUGACUGCUGUGUAUUUGCCAAAGUUUUUAUUUUAUUUUAUUUUUUAUAUAUUUCUUUGCAACUAAACAUUCAUUAUUAAACACAGGAAAUUUAUUUUCAAAAUACCUUUUUAAUUUGUAUGUUAAAAAUGUUCCUCUGACAUUCUCAAUUAUGGCUUUUUGUUGGCUGUAAACUACAGUCAUUCAAACUACAAAAAUAAAAUCAUAAAAAGUUAAUUGUAAUAAAUGACUGACUUUUUUUUGUGUUUAACUGAGCUAAUGAAAUAAAUUGUGUUUUACAAGAUACUUUGAUCACAGACAUGCAUCUUUAUAGAGUGUACUGUCCAUAUAAUCUAUGUGACAACGUUGAUCAAAAGAUUUGCUUGUAAUCUGCUUUCCUAGUCAUGUCAUAUGCUCGUGUGGCCACUUGUUGCUAGGCAAAAUUUGUGCCCUGCAGCCCGAUGGAAAAACACACACAGAUACGCACGCACACAUUCUAAUUUCAUUGCCAGCUUGGGACCGAGAACAAAGAAAGCACAGCGAGAAUCAGCAGGAACAGGAAGUCAGACACAUACUAAGGGAAGCAUGUCAAAGGAAUAUUAUGUGGAGUAUAUUAUGGGUUUCUUUAAAGUGAAUGUAUAUUAUUUAGACUGUCUGAAUUCAAUGUCUGUCUUAUGGAUCUGGUAUAUGUCUACUUCUUGUUUGUAUUAAGUUCCUCCAGUCAUUUUGCUUCAUAAUUACCAUAGUGACACAAUCAAUAAAAAAGUCUAUACACCCCUG